GUUGGAUGACGAAUUUGCUGUGAAAAGAUUCAACCUUCAACCAACUUUCGCCACAGAGCACUUUUGACGACGCCUUCUUCUACUGGACCAUAGACAUCCGGUUUCCGGCACCAACCAGUUACACAAACCUCUCACCGAAAUAUCGCCAUCUUUCUUACGAAGCUUUAUUUUUUUCAUCUCUGACCGUCACUUGCCUUGUUUAAUUACGCCCUCAACUGCGGCGCAACUGGGAUAGAUGGUGUAUGACAGGGUUGACAGCGACGAUGAGUCCGAACUCUCGGACAACCUCGACUUGACGGAAUGGCAGGAUGAGUCGAGUCGUGAAGUCGACCAUGAUGGACUGGCACGACUAGCCACCGAGCACGAUGAACCGCUGCCUUCAAGUCCCAUCGCCCCAAAGACAAAUCACAAUGCGCCGGUGGCGUGGAGGGAUCUGCCUCGAAAAAAGCAGCUCCUCGUCAUCACGUUGGCCCGCAUGAGUGAGCCGCUCGUUCAGUCCUCGCUCCAGGCAUACAUGUUCUAUCAACUCAAGUGGUUCGACGAAUCGCUUCCGGACUCGACCAUCGCCACGCAAGCCGGCAUACUGUAUGCCAGCUUUACUGCCGCACAGUUCGUCACGGCCAUGAUUUGGGGCCGUGUUGCCGACUCCCCGCGCGCCGGCCGCAAGACUGUCUUGCUCAUCGGGCUGUUUGGAACAUGUGUGUCGUGCUUGGGGUUUGGCUUCUCCACGACCUUUUGGCAGGCCCUUUUAUUUCGCAUUAUUGGCGGAGUGACGAACGGCAACGUCGGCGUCAUGCGCACCAUGAUCAGCGAGAUAAUACGGGAGAAGAAAUAUCAGUCUCGGGCGUUCCUCCUGCUUCCCAUGACGUUCAACGUCGGCGUCAUCAUCGGCCCCAUCCUCGGUGGCAUCCUCUCCGACCCGGCGGGGAGUUACCCAGACCUUUUCGGCAAGGUUAAUUUCUUCCUCAAGUUUCCCUACGCGACGCCCAACAUCGUCAGCUCAGUCUUCCUCGCCAUCGCAACCUUGGCCGUGUGGCUCGGCCUGGAGGAGACCCACGAUGUGUUGCGCGACGGGCGGCCUGACCUGGGCACGAGGGUCGGUCGGAAGCUUGUUGCACUGCUUCGAUCGAGGUUCUCGAGAUCUGGGGGAGUUGGUUACUCUGCCAUUCCUAGCUCGGAAGUUGAACUGGUAGAGGGCGAAACUGCGGCGAAGCGCCCCAUGAGACGGUAUACACAGCGGCUUCCAUUCCGUCGCAUGUUCACCCGCAAUGUCACUAUGACUCUGGCUGCAAACUUCCUCAUGGGUGUUCAUAUGGGGAGCUUCAACUCACUGUGGUUUGUCUUCCUCUCUACCCCAGUUUGGGAUCCACAGACAUCCCAACACAAACAGCGCCUCCCGUUCCUCUUUACUGGCGGGCUGGGCCUUCAACCCCAGUCCGUGGGCGUAGCCAUGGCGAUCCUGGGCAUGAUCGGCAUCACACUCCAGCUGGUUUUGUAUCCACGGAUAUCCGGACGUCUGGGGACCAUCAGGUCGUGGCGGAUUUCUCUGCUCUGCUUCCCCGUUACAUAUUUCCUCGUCCCAUACCUCUCCGUCGUGCCCAGCAGCGAAUCAUCCCCGCCACCAGGUCCUAAAGGAGGACUACUUAUCUGGCUCGCGAUAGUUGGGGUGCUCUCGGUCCAGGUCAUGGGCCGCACCUUUGCUAUCCCGGGCCAGACUAUCCUUGUCAACAACUGUUCGCCCCAUCCCAGCGUGCUGGGGUCGAUCCACGGGGUGGGACAAAGUGUGAAUAGUGCCUCGAGGACAGUCGGGCCUAUGAUUGGAGGAGUGAUAUAUGGCUACGGUCUCAACAAAGGAGUCGUGGGUCUCGUAUGGUGGAUUUUGAGCUGCUUUGGGAUUUGCGGCAUCUUGGCUAGUUUACUAGUCAGGGAGGGAAAUGGACACGAGAUUUGGCUUGAGGGCGACGAGGAAGAACCGUCGGUUGGAAAUCCAACAGGCGAGCGUGUACGGACAGUUUAGCGCAGUGUCAUCGAGGGUUGUAUAGACGAGGGCGACUAUCAAGUAGUAUGAUAGCAACGGCCGCGCUAGAGCGACGACCGUUCAAUAUAUAGCCAUAUAUCCAUCGCUCGACUUCUUUUCGCUCCCGGAGAGUCUAAGUUGUCGUAGAGUUUGGCGCGGCUCUCCCUUCGU
Molecule: messenger RNA, 2188 nt
Organism: Ilyonectria robusta
Lineage: Eukaryota; Fungi; Ascomycota; Sordariomycetes; Hypocreales; Nectriaceae
Product: major facilitator superfamily domain-containing protein
Exons: 3
Coding region: 236-2017 (593 amino acids)
Biological process (GO): transmembrane transport
Molecular function (GO): transmembrane transporter activity
Source: RefSeq, a predicted model, not a curated record